CGUUAACGGUACCAAGCGGAGCGCAGCCAACGCUGCAGCGAACCGAACCGUAUCAAGUCGAAUCGAGUUAACCAACAAGUGACGUGUUUUUCUUUUCGAAACCGAAAGUGUUAACAGUACCAACUUAGGCGCGCGUUAAUUCAAACAGAUAUUCAACCAAAUACAGAAAAAUAAAAAGCGGAAAAACAAAACAAAACAAAAGCAAAAACAAAAUCAAAACAAAAUUAAAGCUCAACAUUUGAUUACUUUUUAAGGAGUCUUAUUGGCCAUUUGCAUGCGCGACACCUGCGCUGAUUGAUAUUCAUUAUUAAAUUCAAGUCUUGCAAAAGCGCGUAACUUCCGGUAAUUUUGCGUCGUAAAAUGUUUGCCACCAAUAUCCGCCGGGCUGUCGUCAACGUAAUGAACCUGGCCGAAAGGCAUUGAGGCCACAGAAGGACUUCGUGUGCAGACAUUUGCGCCCCUUGCAUUCUCAACGCGUCUCCUUGCAGCGACGCCUAUUUCCGCCGCAUUUUGCAAUUUGAAUUGGCACGUGAAAGCUGUUUCCCCAAUCGCAUAUGCUACGGCUAAUUACUAUGCAACAACAACAACAACAACAACAACACCAGCACCAGCACAAGCACAAGCAACAACAACAACAUCGGCUGGUGAAAUCCAAGUAAAGCAGAGGCAAAUCCACACUACGACCAUGGAGGAGGACGUUUAUGCAACGCUCAACUACAGCGACAGCGACAGCACCGCCGAAGAUGGCGCCGAGGAUGAGGAUGGCUGGAACACGCUGGAUAUGAGUGUUGAGCAGCUGGAGCAUCUGCUGCUCUGGCAGCUGCCCGAUUCGGGCAACAGCACCAGCAAACAGACGUUGGCCAAUUGGAGCUUCAGCAAUGAAACCGCAAUGCCCAGUCCAACCCCCGCCCAGUCGCCCUUCGACACCAACAACUAUUGGGCCCUGCUCGCCCUGGUGCUGGUGUUUGGCACGGCAGCGGGCAAUAUCCUCGUCUGUUUGGCCAUCGCCUGGGAACGUCGCUUGCAGAAUGUGACAAACUAUUUUCUGAUGUCGCUGGCCAUCACGGAUCUGAUGGUCGCCGUGCUCGUCAUGCCCCUGGGCAUCCUCACCCUGGUCAAAGGCCACUUUCCACUGAGCUCGGAGCACUGCCUGACCUGGAUCUGCCUGGAUGUGCUGUUCUGUACGGCCAGCAUAAUGCAUCUGUGCACGAUAUCCGUGGAUCGGUAUCUGUCGCUGCGCUAUCCAAUGCGCUUCGGACGCAACAAAACCAGACGCCGCGUCACGCUCAAGAUUGUCUUUGUCUGGCUGCUGAGCAUCGCCAUGAGUCUGCCGCUCAGCCUGAUGUACUCGAAGGAUCAUGCCUCGGUGCUGGUGAAUGGCACUUGUCAGAUACCGGAUCCGGUCUACAAGCUGGUCGGCUCCAUUGUCUGCUUCUAUAUACCGCUGGGCGUGAUGCUGCUCACCUACUGCCUCACCGUCCGACUCCUGGCCAGGCAGCGGCAAAACUUGGGCGGUGGCCAGCCCACAUCGGCGGUCACGCCCGGCUGGGCCAGCGGCUGGCUGGGCCAGGCGCCAGCCUUGGAGCGUCGCUGCACUUGGCGCCGAUUGUUGAAGCCGGGCCAGAGCCACGCCUCGACGGUGCUGCACGCCCACUCGGCUAAUUCGACGGAUACGGAUCUCAGCACAUUGGACAAUCACGAGCUCUGGCUGCCCGACUCCAGCAUACCCGAACCCACGCCCACGACAAUGACGGCGCUGCAUCAGUUUGGAGCGGAGAUGUUGAAGCUGUCGCGUGGCCUGGAAUCUGUUGCCUCGUCCUCAACAACCGGCUCGCCCACAAAAUCCGAAUUUUCCAUCUCAAACAAUUUACCCUACUCCAGCAGCCCGCAGCGCUUUUCGACGCAUCAACAGCAACAGCAGCAUAAUCAGCAGCAGCAGCAGCAGCAACAGCAGCAGCAUCAGCAGCACUUGCAACAUGCUCACGGUAGCAGCUACCUGCAACAAACGUCGCCCAAGGGCAAGCAGAGCAGCAACAUGCUGGGCCUGUCCAACACAACGCUCGGUCUGGAGCGCGAGAGCACGCGCAACUCGUUGGCCAGCAGCCGCAUGGGCGAGCAGAGCGAUGGCACACUUUCCCAACUGUCGCAAAGACUGCGUGCGUACAAGAAGCGCAGGCGCGCUUCUUCGGCAGCUUCUGGCCGUGAGCGACGCGCAGGCAGCGAGGAUGCAGAGGAUGAGGAUCAGGAUACACUACGACGGUGCAAACGAUACAAUAGCCUGCCCAAAAAUGCGCUCUACACGCACCACAAGACGCUGCACGAGAGCCAGGACGACGAUGACAAUGAGGCGGCGGGUGCAGAGCCGGAGGACGACGACGAAAGACUGGACACGCAAGCAGCUAAGACAUUAAAAUCUUCGUCCAUGAGCAAGAGCUGCCACUCCGACACGGAGGUGGAGCCACAACAAGGCAAACUAUAUCACGUGCCAAGCAGCUCCAAUCAUCAGUCGGACUACCCGCAGCUGCCGUCGGUGUGCACCUGCCCCUACUUCGGAGAUCGCCCGCUGCAGAGCUGUGUGAAAACGGCGGAGGUGAAGAUCAUAUCCUCCGCCUUCAAGGUCACCACCGUGACGACAGCAACGGCCGUGAGCAGCUCGCCCAGCGAAAUGGACCUGCUUCUGUGCAGCGCCAGCAACAACAAGAGCGCGCUCACCGGCAGCGUGAGUGUGGGUGCGGCGGCAGCAGCUGUUCCCGGCGGUGGAGUUGGUGGUGCGUCGGUGAACACCUUGUCGCCCAACUCGGCCCAUCAGACGCCCGGCAGCUGCCUGACGGUGCACAGUGAUGGCAGCGGCUUUCUGGCCGCGCCGGGUACACCGUGUCCCGGCCGGCGUAAGUUGAGCAUCUCAAAGACAGCUUCGGUGGUCACGUGGGACUCGAGUCGGCAUCGUCGGCGUGGCAGCAGCUUUGGCGGUGCACGCACCUCACUGCUGCUAACCCCCACCAAGACGGCGUCCAGCACGGCAACAACCACAACAACAACGACGCCGUUACGCCGCUCUGCCACACUGCGGAGCCACCAGAACAUGAACUACCAGGGCGGAGGAGAGGGCGGCAAGUCGCGGACGCCGCAUUCGUCGCCCUGCCUGCUGCAGCGCCAGCAAACGGUUCGCUCUCAUCAUUCGCGCAACUCCAGCGUCAUCUCGCGCAACUCGUCGCGGCACGGCCGCAUCAUACGGCUGGAGCAGAAGGCCACGAAGGUGCUGGGCGUGGUGUUCUUCACGUUUGUCAUUCUCUGGUCGCCGUUCUUUGUGCUCAACCUGUUGCCGACGGUGUGCGCGGAGUGCGAGGAGCGCAUCAGCCACUGGGUGUUCGAUGUGGUCACCUGGCUGGGCUAUGCCAGCUCCAUGGUGAAUCCCAUAUUCUACACGAUCUUCAACAAGGUCUUUAGGCAGGCCUUCAAGAAGGUGCUGCUCUGCCGCUACUCGAACAACAGCGCCUGGAGGCCCAGCAGAUAGCAGACGCCGGUGAAGCCCGGUAAGCUCAAGGCAAACGCCAAUCCCCUGACAAAUCUCAAACCGCCGCCCAUCAAAUGCACCGGCGUGGACUUUGCCGAUGCCAGGACACUCGCUUCACGUCCAGCCUCGAGCCUGCUCAAGGCGCAAUCGAACAGCGACUCAACGACCAAUCUCUGAGCGCAGCAGCUCGAAAUUUGGGCAAGCAUCCACAGACCACACGGCACGCACAGCCCGGCCCGGCUCGGAAUCGUGUGUGUGAAUGUGUAUUGAGGCUUAAGUCUCUAAUUAAUUUCAAAUUCAAUUUGCACAGCCAUUGAGCACAUUUGCCGGACAAACCGAAACCAGACAACUGCUGCUUGUUAACCCACCCGAUGGAACAACCACCUAACCGCCAAACAUCCCACUCGCACUCGUGCCGAGUUCAGCCAGCUGGUCAGCUUUGCCGCCGCAGGCGUCUAGUUCUCUAAUUGUGGUGCUCAAGGUGUAUUAAGUUUGUCUGCUCAAUGCCACGCCCCACAGCGCCUCCAUCUCCACUGCCCUGUGGCUCGGCAAUUCCAUUAUGGGAUUAUUAAACGAAGCAUAGCAGAUUUUGCAAAUGUGCGUCAAAGGCAUUUCAAGGCGGAAAAUGCAAAGAAUCUGUAUUUUCCUGCUUCUAUCUAGCACGGGGUAGCCCCGAGGCUGAUUAUGUGCAUGCUGCUGAAACUAUUGAAUAAUAGAGCGCAGUUUAGUUAAAAACAAACUAAAGUCGGGAUUAAAGUUUGUUAGAAUGAUAUACUUAGUUAGAAUAAGUUCUUCAAGUAGCCAAGAGUGUGAUCUUAACUUGUAAUAAACUGUUCACUCAGCUAAUAUCAGAGCUUUGGCAUUUCAGAUGUAAACGAAAAUCAAAUUAAAUAACAUUUUAAAUAAUUUACAUUCCAAUGUUCUUCGUCGACGUGGCCUGUGCAUA
This is a messenger RNA of Drosophila arizonae, 4460 nucleotides long. It is a transcript of the gene 5-HT2B, whose product is annotated as 5-hydroxytryptamine receptor 2B. Gene Ontology annotation, cellular component: plasma membrane. Lineage: Eukaryota; Metazoa; Arthropoda; Insecta; Diptera; Drosophilidae. Gene Ontology annotation, biological process: G protein-coupled receptor signaling pathway. The record is from RefSeq and is a predicted model, not a curated record. Gene Ontology annotation, molecular function: dopamine neurotransmitter receptor activity, coupled via Gi/Go; G protein-coupled receptor activity.